Molecule: messenger RNA, 1653 nt
Organism: Erpetoichthys calabaricus (reedfish)
Lineage: Eukaryota; Metazoa; Chordata; Cladistia; Polypteriformes; Polypteridae
Product: fibrocystin-L-like
Exons: 12
Coding region: 7-1653 (548 amino acids)
Source: RefSeq, a predicted model, not a curated record
GACAUCAUGGCAUACAAUGAGAGCACACCCGGCUAUUACACCUUGUGGCUGGAUUCGAGCUCUUACAGCUUUCCUUACAACUCGGACAAUUUUGCUCUGCGCCUUAGUGGCUUCUACGUCCCCAUGGUUACAGAUGAUUACAGGUUCUACCUGAACGGUGGUAAUCUUGUGACCCUUUAUCUCAGCCAAACUGGGCUUCCCAAAGAUAAGGUUCAGAUUAUCUCUUCUCCAUACUGGUGGGUUUACACACAGACUUCAAGUGACAUCCAUCUUGAGGAAGACAAAGAGUACUACUUUGAAAUAUUACUCCAAAGAAUGUUUUACUACGGCUCAAACUCUUUGAAGUUACAAAUCUAUCAAACGAAAAGCUCCUUUACGCAACAGCAGACCAGAGAAGCCCAGAAUGAAGUGCAAGUCAUCGGCACCUCCUACAGUUUCUUCAGUGAAGUGCAGGAUCUCUGCUUAAACAACUGGAACACACAAACCCCAAUACAGGAAGUCCAGCAGAUUGUUGUGGAGAGCCCCUGCGUCAGCUUGGGGGACUGUACGACCGUGCAGUUCAGCCUUCUCUAUAACAACGAAGCAACAGAACCCAUUGCUGUAGGCGCUUCGAGCGAUGAGGUCGCGAUGGCUUUAAACGCUCUGCCCUCCAUCCAGAAUGACACUGUUAGCGUGACGAAGACGGACAGCACCAAUGGCUCCAUUUACACAGUGACGUUUAAUUCAGACCGAGGAGAGUUUGAUGUUCUACAGUAUGACACAGCUGGAAAUGACACUAACAUCGAGAUUUCUGAAAUAACCAAAGGAAGACCCAAAUUUGACACAUUUACAUUGAUGUGGAAUGGCGUCUCCUCCAGUCCGCUGUCAGUCAGUGUGACCCCUGAUGAGGUGAGAAAUGAAAUUUAUGACAUGGCUGGCACCAAGUGUCCAAAAAGCAUAAAUGGGUACACAGAAGGAGGAUCCGUAAAGUUCUUUCAAGAUUUUGAAACAGAUUAUUAUUGGCCUUGGUACUAUUCUCGCGUUUCUGACAGAGAGGCCUUCUGCGGCCAUUUCAGUGCUUUGAGCCCCGGCACCUUAUUUGAUCAGAAUCAACCGACCAGCACUGGGCAACAAUACGGGCAAAUCUCGCUAAAUACUCAUAAUAUGCUGUGCUUUGCAUACAAAGGAUUUCUAAGCAGCUCCAUUGGCCUGAGCUUCUCAGUCGUUACGAAUCAGCAGACAAACAGCUAUCAGAACCAGUUUGACGUUGGAAUCUUUCAAGCAGACGAAUGGCAGUACACUUGCAUUGAUAUGCAGCAACUUUUAAUGGCUUCUUACUCUGGGACUGAUUAUAACGUUGGGCAAAUUAGGCUCAGUCGGCUGAGUCCAAAUCAGGAUUAUUUAAUUGACACCGUCUACAUCGGCAGCGACUACACAGUAACUAAUAUGCAAGACCUAAAGCUGAGGCGCUCAGCUCUCGCCGGAAGAGGAAUCUUUUUGCAGGAUCUUUCCGUAACUCAGAAGCAAGGCACACAGACUUCAGAGAGCUGUUACGAAGUCACACUAAUUCCCAUGAACUGUGGAUACGACUUCCCUUUGCUUGGAAUUGGAUUUGCCCAGUGGUUCCAAAUGCUGGCUAUAAACCAGAAUGUUGUCAUCAUUCGUUUCCACUGA